Schizophyllum commune H4-8 is the source of this 3108-nucleotide messenger RNA. RefSeq lists its product as uncharacterized. Gene Ontology annotation, molecular function: DNA-binding transcription factor activity, RNA polymerase II-specific; zinc ion binding; DNA binding. The transcript is spliced from 7 exons. NCBI's taxonomy places the organism in Eukaryota, Fungi, Basidiomycota, Agaricomycetes, Agaricales, Schizophyllaceae. The record is from RefSeq and is a predicted model, not a curated record. Gene Ontology annotation, biological process: regulation of DNA-templated transcription; DNA-templated transcription. Bases 376 to 2904 code for a protein of 842 amino acids.
CGUGGAGAUCGCUAUCGCAUUGCACCUGAACACAUAUCCGUCGCUCACUGCACGCCUGGACCUCUACACCGUCCUCAGCACCGUCCCGACCAGCGAGCGACGGGGUACCGAAUAAGCGUCCGCGCUCUCCACGCUUCCGCGGCGUAUCCGCGCGGCGAGUCGCACUGGAACGGGUCUGGAGUAGCUGUAAGCACCGAGCAAGGUUGACGUUUGAAGGCGUGUCCGAGUACGAUGGCCGGGGACGUGCAGGGCGACGCGGAAAGCAUAGCUGCGAGCUAAAGCCGUUCUUGCCUCUCGCCUCCAUCUCCGACCCUCCCUCUUCCCUCCUUGUCGCGCAGAACAAGUUCCUGCGACCGUCGAGCGCUGCAGAAAGUCAUGGCGGACCAAGACGCUGGGGGAUCGGGAGUUCCGCGGCCCAAGGUCAUGAAAUCGAACUCGACCGCGGGGACCGUGCGCCCGCGGGCGGACAACGACGAGGGUGGCAGGCCACCCACGAAGCGCGCCCGGAAGGCCAUAAACUGCGAGCCCUGCAGACAGAGCAAACUGAAGUGCGAUAGACACCGCCCCUGCUCGUCCUGCGUGCUGCGAGGAACAACGGCGUCAUGUUAUCAGGACGCGCGUGGCCCUGAGCCCGAGGCCCGCGGAGAAGACGUGCACCACAUCAACCCGGCGCAGGAGAUCAGCCGCCUGCGCCAUUCCAUCUCCCUCCUCGAGUCCUACAUAUUCUCCUCGCAGCCACCACCACCGCCGAACCAGUUCAUACCCGCCAAUGUGCCACUCCUCGCGCCGUACGGGCCCAUGACGCCCGUCCUGCCCAAGGUCGAGGUUGCCACCGAGUCUGUCUCCGCGGGAGGACCCGUCCCGACAGGUGCAAUCCAUCAGGGAAGGGGUGGGCUCUAUGCAGGUCCCACGAGCAGUGAGACGUUGCUGCUGAUGCAAAAGGGUGGCAGCGAGGAGAUUGACCGUGGGCCGAACGACGCUGAGACCCCUACGCCUGAGCUGCGCUACGACCGCGACCUCAUCGAGAUGCUUCCUCCGCUGCCCAUCAUGGAUGGGCUCAUCGAGCACUACUUUGAGUACGGGAACUGGGUCUACCGUCAUGUCAGCCCAGCUGCCUUUCGCACGGCGUGGGCGCGGUACAAGAACAAUCGCUCCUCGGACCGCCUCACGCUGGCGACGGCGGCGGGCAUCAUGGCCGUAGCGAUGCGCUACCUUCACCCAGGCUCGCCGCUGCUUCUGUCGUUCGGCGCGCGCACGAUGGACGAGAUUGCGCAGACGUUCGCCCACGUGUGCACGGAGGCGCUCACGCGCCAUAGGACCGAGGCCCCGCGGGCGUACUCCAUCGAGCUCGUCGAGCUGCUGCUCGUGCGCUGCCACCACCUGACGCUCCUCAAGAACGACAGCGAAGAGCUUUUCGCUAUGAAGGGCGAAAUUACCAUGAUUGCGAUGGCACUUGGCCUGCACCGCGAUCCGGGCAAGUUCAAGAUGCACCGGGACGUCGCGGAGCGCCGGCGAUGGGCGUGGUGGCACGUCGUCCUGCUGGAGCGCUGGCAGUCCUUCCUGCUCGGCCGACCGCUUUCAAUCGCGUCGCACCACUUUGACACGCAGUUGCCGUCGUACUGCGACCCGGCUAUUGACAAGACGGGGAGGCUGUACUUGCCGAACCUCGCGCUCUUUCGGCUGGCGUUCAUCCUUGGGGACAUAAUGGACGAUGCGGUGUCCGUUCGGCCGGUGCCGUACUCAUCCGUGCUUGCGAACGACCGCGCGCUGACGCAGUGGCUGGAUGCGCUACCCGCCGAGCUCGACCUCGAUGACUUCAGGCUAGCGCGCAACCUCGCCAGCACAGACCCUGCCCUGCGUCGCCUCGGCGUGCAGAGCGUCAUCAUCCGCGCCAGCUACUACCACAUCCGCUUCACGCUGCACCGACCGUACGCCGCAAUCGCAAGCGCACUCGCGUCAAUGAAGCAAGCCGCCGAGAAGGACGCCAAGGACGAGGUGAACGGCGUCUCGCGCGAGGAGGCCGAGAAGAUGGCGCCCUCGCUCGAGAUCGCCGUCGCCUCCGCGGACAAGCUCAUCGCGCUCGUCGCGCAGUCCUCGCCCGACUUCCUCGCGCACGAGACGCUCGCCGUCCCCGGGCACAUGAACUGGGGUCCCUUCCACUGCUUCUCCGCCGCCAUGUUUUUCUCCUUCCAGCUCAUCGCGAACCCGGACCAGCCCGGCGCAUCGCUCUUCCGCGGCAGCGUGCGCAAGGCGCUGGCGACGCUUGAGGCUGCGCAGGGCCACGAUUCGACGGGGCUUGCGGCGAAGGCGUUAGAUAUUCUGGAGACGCUUGCGCCGUUGUAUGGCCCCGAGUUCUUGCGUGCGACGCCCGAGGGGCGGGAGAAGCAGCGCGCGCAGGUGUUCGCAAGGGUGCGGCGGCUCGCGUUCCCGUACUACGACCGCGGGGACCCGCGCCAUGUGGCCGCGUCCGCGGAGAGCCCCCGUGGAGGGCUAGCGUACUCUGCGAGCGGGAGCGUGCCGACCGACAGCCCUGGCGGCCUAGUGAGCGCGAGCCCGCCCGUGCCUGUGGUGGCGGAUAGCCUAGUGAGCGCGGUGCGGUACGACGCGCCUCCCCAGCAAGCAUAUCAUUCCAUGGCGCCGCCUCCGCCUCCGCCGCCUCAGCAGCAACAGCAGGGGCUGGGGUCCGGGCAGGAUCAUGGGAUGCCAACUGGGCAUGCGCCGCAGGGUUGGCAAGGCGGGCGAGCGUGGGUGCCGUCGCAGGGGGCGACGGGGAUGGAGCGCUACCAGCAAUUCGCGCAGCAGCCGGUGGACGACCCGACGAUGUGGGGCGCGGCAGUUGGCAUCGCGCAGGGCGAGUGGACGCAGCUGCUGCGCCCAUACCACCCGCCGAUGGGGCAUAUGUAAGGAGAUGUGCCGGAAGUGGGGCUACCGGCGAUCUGAGGUCUGAGGGCGAGAUUUAUUGAUAGACGAUGAAGAGUGGUUCUGCUGCUGUCGUCGUGUUUUCUUGUUGAUGUGUACGCUAUCUGUGGGGCGACCCGAUAUACACGUUGUGCUUGGUAUUGUACUUGUACUUCUGUGCUUCUAAUACGACUGCUGAUCUUGCUGCAA